AUCAUCGCCCCCGCUGCUGGUCAAUUUUGAACCUGUACGAAAGCCUUUCAGCGGCUCCUGAACGCUUGUCGGCUACAGCGAAGCUGGGCGGGCUCAAAGCCAAGAUACUGUCGGCGACCCGUACUCCACCUUCACCGCCCGCCUCUUCUGGACCCAGCUGCCAAGCCCAGUGGCUCUCGAGAGCGACGAACCCUGCAGGGCCGGACACAGCUUGCCCACUUGCUGAAGCCCAACAUGUCAGGGCAAUCUCCGCUGAUAUCCAUUCCUGCGAAGCAGACGGAAGAAGUGGAUCUGGCAAGCCCUGUAGCUCAACUCAUCCGCAGCUCAUAUGGGGAGGACCCUAAGAGCCAUGCUGAAGCACUCAGUGCGCUCAAUCGCGCUCGUCAAGACGCAGUCCGAGGCGCUGGGAGCGAUGCUACCGCUCGCGACCUGCUUUACAAGUGGUUCCACAUGCUUGAAAUGCUCGAAUUACGGUUUCCGGAGCUUCGAGUGCCGUUUCCUUGGAAGGAUGCUUUCACACAGAAGCCCAUUUCUCAACACUCGCUAGCAUACGAGAAAGCGUCGGUCAUCUUCAACAUUGCCUCUGCUUUGAGCGCCAUCGCAUCGCGCGCUUCGCGUCUGUCUAGCAGCGCGUCUUCUGGUGCCGCCUCCGCCGCUGAUGCUAGUACUGCAUCGACGACCACAGCAGGCCCAGUUCCCGACGGCCUAAAGCUAUCAUUCCUCUCACUGAGACAAUCUGCUGGCAUGCUGAGCUACAUCAAUGACAAUUUCCUCCACGCCCCUUCCACUGACAUGUCGAAAGACGUCGUCAGAUGGCUUGUAGACCUCAUGCUUGCUCAAGCUCACGAGGUCCUGUGGGAAAAGAUGGUUAACGAAGGCAAGAGUGCUAGCUUGGCUGCUAAACUUGCCGCCUCCGCUGCAGAAAAGUACGAUCAUCUGGAAAAGGAGUCCAAGGAGUGGGUGGGCAAGGGUGUCUUUAAUCGUGCAUGGGCUGCGCUAGUUGCCUGCAAAGCAAAAUAUUUUGCUUCCAUCGCUCAGUACUACAGAGCCAAUGCUGAUCAUGCAGCAGGCAACCAUGGAUCGAACCUUGUGCGCCUCACACUCGCCGAGACGCUUGCCAAGCAAGCCCAGAAGCUGGCGGGCUCCUUUGCUAGCUCCGCCACUGGAAGUGCAGGUAGUUGGUCCGGCGGAUUUGGCUCCCUGGACAGUUCGCCUCCCGGCUCGCCAUUUGCCACCAGGUCCGAGACGUCUGAAGCCGGUCAGACCUUACCAAGCGAUGCAGCGGAGACCAUGCAGGUGUUGACGGCCACACAUCUCGCGCUGGUUACUGGAAGAAAGAAUGUUGCGGUAAAGGACAAUGAUCUUAUCUACCACGACAUCCUUCCGCCUGAAAGCACGUUGCCUAAUAUCGACACACUGACUGCUGCCACGCCCAUCAGUAUACAGGAUAUCUACUCCAGCCCAGAGGUGCAAAAGCUGAUCGGAGUACCAGUAGCAGGAGACGGAGGAACAGCAUCAAGGGGCGGAGCGAGCGGCCUUGCGAGCAACGAUCUCUUCAGCCGUCUUGUCCCGCUGGGCGUGCAUGAAGCCGCUAGCCUAUACUCAGAGGAGAAGGCGCAAGUUGCGCGCGGAGAAGCCGAGCGUGUAGAUCUGGCCGAUGGAGAGCUGGCGGCGGCCUUAGAGUACAUGGGCUUGCCGUCUGCUCUGCUCAAAUUCAGAGGAGCUGGACCUGCAGGUCUGAGCCAAGGAGCUAUCAAUUCGCUCGCCGACCCCGGCUCUGAAGUUCGAGCGUGGGCAGAGGAGGAGCGCGUGGGAGGGGCAUCACAUGAUGCGGAAGGGCUUGGUCAAGGAGGCGUAGAAGCCGCUCUGAGAAGUAUUGACGCACGCAAGCACGCAUCACAGAGCGACCUAGACGCGGCGCUACGGCUGCUGGACGAGGACAACGCAGCUUGUGAGAAGCUUAGGGGCAGAUUUGGAAGCGGAUGGAAGCAAGAACCUCAGGGUGCUGCCGCGCGCACACUGAGAUCCGAUGCCAAGAGUCACAAAGAGGCUUUGCAGCAAGCUAGAGCAAACGAUGACAAGCUCAAUGAGCUGUGGAAUCAGGCCAGAUUUGGCAUUCAAGUUCUCAUGGGCGAUCGUGAUGAACUCGAAGGCGCAUUUGCUCAGGCAGUAGCGAGCGCUUCUUCGGACUCACAUACCGGACAAGCGGGCUUGCUAGACUUGACCGAGGAUGACGAGCGCGCUUCGGAUGAGGAGCUCAAAGCUUUAUCACGAGCAGUUGCAGCGAUCGAGCAGCAUCUCAGCACGCUACACAAGAUCAAGAAGAGCAGGGCGGAUACACUUGCGGAUUUGAGGGCAAAGAUACAAUCGGAUGACAUUUCGCACCUGUUGAUUCUCAAUCGACGUUCUCCACCAGAGGCUCAACGGAGCUUGUUCUCGCAAGAGUUGGAAAAGUUCAAAGCGCACCAGAUUAAGCUUGCGAGUACAUCUGCCGAACAGGAAAAGGUCCUUGCCGAACUUGCGAGGGAGUGGAAAGAAAUCACAGAGUCCAAAGUUGGACGACGAGUUGAAGGCGACUGGAACAAGAAAUUCAAGGCAAAGGCCGCGCUGAUCGCAAAGCUGAAACGGGCCAAGGAGACCAACGCGCAAGCGAGAGCGGGCGUGGCCAAGGCUGUGCAAUUUUACGCGGAAGUAGAAGAAGUGGCUGCAGAGCUGAAACGAAGCGUCAGUUCAUUUAUUGAUGAGAGGUCGGCGGAGAGAGAAAGGCUCAAAUCGGAAGCAGAAUGGGAAGAGAAAGGCAAGGAUACCAGCAGUGCAUCAGCUGCGAGUGAGCUGAACAGAUCUUUCGGUAGUCUCAACAUGGGCGCACCAAGAGGUCCAAGUUCACCUCCGCCGUCUUCUGCGUAUCAAAGUCCCAGAACCGCGCAACACACACCAGGACCUUAUUACCCAGUACCUCCGCCUCCUGCGCAAGGCGCAUACGUGUCUCCAUCCGGACCUUCCUCUCCGACGCACCCCAACCCAGCGCCUGCGUCACCCUACGAGGGGCUCUCGGCCUUUGAAUCUUUUGGGUCGUUUGGAGCAUCAUCUGCUGGCACGCCUCGACCGCCCCCUCCCCCUGCUCCCACUCCUCAGACUGUGCAUGCUUCAUCUUCUCCAGCUACAACGCAACCCAACCAAUCGUAUCCCUACCCUACGCCUUCUCAACCUGGUCAGCAACACUUGUAUCAGCAACAAGGUGCACAACCGCCUCCACCCCCCGGCAGGCAGCCUUCGUUACCUCCUCCUCCAUCACAGUAUACCUCUAGUGUACCUCAGGGGUAUGCGGGAGCCUACGUUUCGGCCACUGCUGCCCCCUCGUCCCAAUCACAAUGGCAGACCUCGCAACCCUCUGCACCGGGCAACUACGCGCCUCAGUACUCCUCACAUUAUGGCAGCGCACCGCCACCUCCGCUACCCUCGCACUAUGGUGCGCAACAGCCUCAGCAGCAAAGCUGGCAGUCACAAUCUGCCCCUCCACCGCCUCCCGCUCAAAUGUACGGAUACGGACAAGGGCGUGCAUCCACUGGGCCACCACCUCCACCGCCGCCUCACGGAGGCUACUCGAGUCAGAGUCAGCAGCCGCAGUACGGCUCGCAAGGUUAUCGACCCAGCUACUGACUUUUCCACUGCCGAUCACCUGGUCAUUACGGGAAAUGUGAUGUUUUGCCGCAGUUU
Molecule: messenger RNA, 3717 nt
Organism: Ceraceosorus guamensis
Lineage: Eukaryota; Fungi; Basidiomycota; Exobasidiomycetes; Ceraceosorales; Ceraceosoraceae
Product: BRO1-domain-containing protein
Exons: 5
Coding region: 235-3660 (1141 amino acids)
Biological process (GO): protein transport to vacuole involved in ubiquitin-dependent protein catabolic process via the multivesicular body sorting pathway
Cellular component (GO): endosome
Molecular function (GO): protein binding
Source: RefSeq, a predicted model, not a curated record